Xiphophorus hellerii (green swordtail) is the source of this 3464-nucleotide messenger RNA. It is a transcript of the gene dipk2ab, whose product is annotated as divergent protein kinase domain 2Ab. Lineage: Eukaryota; Metazoa; Chordata; Actinopteri; Cyprinodontiformes; Poeciliidae. Bases 734 to 2038 code for a protein of 434 amino acids. The transcript has 4 exons. The record is from RefSeq and is a predicted model, not a curated record.
UUGUGUUGAAAAGAGUCGGCACAGAACCCAUUGUGGUGUGUUGAAGAGGAGUGAGCGGCUGUCUGAGAGAAGGAGAAAAGAAGAAAUUGUGUGAGCACAAAGAGGACUAUUAAAAGGGGGACAAAAAUGAACGUUUAUACACGACACGUCUGCUGCUGCCCCCUGUGAAGAGGGACCUUUACGUCCAAUCGGAAAAAAAGAUCCGGAAAUUGAAGAGUUAAGAGCCCCCACAAAGCCAAGUGUUUAUUUCAGCAGCUAGCAGGCUAGCUCUUCAGCUAGAUGUGUGUAACUGAGCUGAAAACUGGAAGUCCGUGUGGAGUCGUCGAGCUCUGGAGAAGCGGCUUUUCCGUGAAGAGAUAAGCGUUGGCUAAGAUUUUUUUUUUUUUUUUUUUUUUUAAAGCACCGUACGCUCGACUCGAAAGUAGGCGCAACUUUAAAGAAUGAUACCAGCUGAGUGAGCUCUGACCAUUUCACUAUUACUUCACAGCCAGAAGAGUGGAGAAGUCUGUCAGAACUGCUGGCUCCCAGACUCCAGGAAGAGAAAACAUGAUGCACUCACCACUGCCAGAGAGCGGCAGUGGGCAGAUGUGCCAACCGUGCCCCCGCCUGCAGCUUUAGAAAUUUCCACUCCACUAUGACAGAUAAUCAUUAAGGUUUAUUCCCUGACAUUUGACUCGAUACCCUUCCUGCUUCCCCAUCCCUUGGUACCCAACCAUCCCCACCCGUUCCCAACAUGCUGCGGUUCCUGCCUCUCAAACUGGGCCGACUGUACCGCUGUCUGAAGCUGCUGUUAGUGCUGGGUUUGUCUGUCAUCUUGUUGAUGAACACUCACAACCUGUUCGCCUCCUUUCAGAAGAAUGAGCUGACUGACAGACGAUUCAUUAACCUCAACAAGUGUCCCGCCUGCUUCGGCACCAGCUGGUGCCGCAAGUUCAUGAACGGUCAGGUUUCCUUUGAGACCUGGGGUCGCCUGAGGUUUCUAGACGUCUUCAAUGUCAAAAAUGUUUACUUUGCGCAGUACGGAGAGCCCAGGGAGGGAACGCGACGUGUGGUGCUCAAGCGGCUUGGCUCCAACCAGGAGCUGGCCGAAAUAGACCAGAAAAUCUGCAAGAGGGCAACAGGCAGACCUCGCUGUGACCUCAUCCAGGCCAUGUACAAGACUGAGUUUGCCCGGAUCAACGGGGAUGUUCGCUUGCUCACCCCAGGCGUGGUGGAGGGCUGGUCGGAUCUGGUGCAUUGUCCCUCACAGAGGUUGUUGGACCGUGUGGUCCGAAGAUAUGCUGAAACUAAAGACUCGGGCAGCUUCCUGCUAAAGAACUUGAAAGACACGGAGAGAAUGCAGCUGUUGAUGACUUUGGCAUUCAACCCAGAACCACUUGUACUGCAGAGCUUUCCAUCGGAUGAAGGGUGGCCGUUCGCCAAGUACCUGGGAGCGUGUGGGCGCAUGGUAGCUGUCAACUACGUGGGCGAGGAGCUGUGGAGCUUCUACAAUGCGCCGUGGGAGAAGAGGGUUGACCUGGCGCGGCAGCUGAUGGACAUUGCCGAGCAGCUCACCAACAAUGACUUUGACUUUGCCCUGUACCUGCUGGAUGUCAGUUUUGAUAACUUUGCAGUCGGCCCUCGGGACGGAAAAGUCAUCAUAGUCGAUGCUGAAAACGUCCUGGUAGCAGACAAAAGACAGAUAAAGCAAGACAAGCCGGAGAACUACGACGUGUGGUAUGAGAGCCGCUUCGAGGAGUGCGACAGGGAGGCCUGCCUUUCUUUCUCCAAGGAGGCCCUCUGUUCCCGGGUCACUGUGGACCACAACUAUUAUGCCGUGUGCCAGAACUUACUGUCGCAGUACGCCACGUGGCGGGGAACCACCGGCGGCCUCCUUCACGACCCGCCCGCUCACAUAGCCAAAGAUGGACAACUUGAGGCUUUGUUGGACGAGUGCACCAAACCUAAAAAGCGCUACGGCCGCUUUCAGGCGGCCAAGGAACUGCGUGAAUACCUCACACGGUUAUCUGCCGCGUCCUCCUCUGCCAUGGCAAGGUAAUGCAUGGGGUCGGCAUUAGCCCGACGCUUUGAGACAUGAUUUUGUACUCUUUAUCGCUGGACUCGAGCUAUCGGUUCUUGUUCAUGAUGUCAUUUGCUCCCUUUGCUCAUUGGAGCAAGAAAAAGGUGUUCAAAUCAACUUUGUUAAAGCCCUAGCUUUUACCUUGACUUUUCUGCUUUGUUUAAGAGGAUUGUGGCACUGCAAAAAAAAACAAAAAAAAAAACUACCUGAGCCAAGAGAGCGAGGUUACGGGGUUAACCUGUCGGCUCUCAGGGUGGGCUACCACCUCUGGAGCAGAAAUAAGGAAGGGCUCCGGUAAGCGCAUCCGUCAUUGGAGCCAGGCUAACGCAAACCAACAGUAACCAAGCAACAGCAGCAGUAACAUCACACAGCCCAGAUGAUGAUUAUUUUCCUUUUUAUGCCUCAGUUUCUUCUUUUUUUUCAUACCAUUAAAAACCUUAACAUCUGUUUUAGUCAUACUUCUCAGUUUUAUUUCAUUUCUAGAAGGGGUGAUUCUGUUUUGCAGAGCUGAAUUGUAGUAAUUUGAGCCAUGGUUAUUUUUUGCUGUGUUGUGGCUCUUUAUUUUCUGUAGCAAUGCUGCCUGGAAGGUGGAAGUAGCAUGAAUCACCUGCUGCAGGAUGGCAGGAAAGGCCAAGGGAGAAGAGGUAAAAAAAAAAAAAGAAAAGAAAAAAGAAGAAAAAAAAGUGGGUUAGAAAGUUUUGGAUUUCAGAGGACAUAUAAUACAAAAAAACUUGACAGCUACUCUUUAUGUACAGGUACAUCUCAGUGAUCAUCAGAAAUAAUCAAAAAGUUGAUUUAUUUCAGUAAUACAGUUUAAAAAGGUAAAUGUGUAUAUGUAUUCAUAACACACAGGGUAAAAUCUUUCAAGUGUCCAUUUCUUUUAAAUUUAAUUAUUAUGGCUUGUAGCUGAUUAAAAUUCAAAAUAUAUUUUUUCUGAUUAUUAAAUUAGACUGAAAAUAUAUAAUCAUGUAUGACUCACUUGCGUCACACAUCUCAAUAAAGCUCUUUACUGAAAAAGUGACUUAAGACGUAGUCUGUGACUAUAAAUGACUCUUGAAUAGUCUUUCCUUCACAGUUCCUUUGUUUCCCCUAAACCUUUUUUUUCCAUCCACUAAACUUUCCAUUCCAUUUAUGUGCUUGGUAACGGCACUCUAUAAAUAGCCAGUUUUUUUAGCAAUGCCUUUUUGAGGCUUACCCAACGCAAAGUGUUUGUUUAAAAACAAAACAAAAACAAAUGCUGCUUAUUGGUCUUACAUUAGGACUGCAAGCGUUUGGAAAAGCAUGCAGCAUUAGUAGCAUUUUGGUGAAUAUUGCAAUAACAGUCGGACUUACAAUAUACAAAAACAAUAUGACUUGCAAGUCUGAGACAUACUGUGAAGCCCUAUUUCAGGUAGCAUUGAAAUUU